Molecule: messenger RNA, 3152 nt
Organism: Microplitis mediator
Lineage: Eukaryota; Metazoa; Arthropoda; Insecta; Hymenoptera; Braconidae
Product: tyrosine-protein phosphatase non-receptor type 9-like
Exons: 1
Coding region: 11-892 (293 amino acids)
Biological process (GO): protein dephosphorylation
Molecular function (GO): protein tyrosine phosphatase activity
Source: RefSeq, a predicted model, not a curated record
AGGUAGAACAAUGACUACCCAAGCGGACAGUAUGAGUGCAAUAGACUUUCUGAUUUUUAUGGAACAUCCGGGGUCACUCAGCAGCAUCAUCGACGAAUUUCAUACUAUAGUACCUCGACAAGAAGUGAAAGCACUCAGUUCCUCCAACCAUACCAUGAACGAAGAGCAAGAAAACUACUGCAUGCGGAUCACACGUUUCCUUCACUGCCGAGUGAAGCUCCAUGGCAACCGGAAAGUCUUGGAUGCUUACCAUGUUGACGGAUAUGAACAUAAGCGGAAGUAUAUUUACACCAAAAGCCCGUCUGUAAACAACACUGACAAAUAUUUACAAAUGGUGUGGGACAAGAAUGUAGAAGUAAUAGUUGUGCCAUCUAGAUCAGAAAAUAAAGUUAAUUUUCACCAAUAUUGGAGUUCAAACGAAGGUGCUGUAAUAGAGUGUGCUAACUUUAAGAUAGAGACUUUAGAAGUUACUACGAAACCUCACUAUGUUUUAACCUUAUUGAUUCUAACUAACCAAAAAGGUCGAACACACAGAAUAUCACAUUUUGAAUAUACCGCUUGGCCAGUCAAUAGCUCUUUUCAUGAUCUAAGAGCCUUUUCGGAUUUCGUUACUACUAUUAACGAGCUGUAUACUUAUCUAGAGAAACACAAGUCUUCAAACGACCUCGGACCUAUAAUUGUGCAUUGCAUCGAUGGUAGUAAUAGCUCAGGGGUAUUUUGCGUACUUGAUACUUGUGUCACAGAAUUCAAAAAGACUGGAAUGCUAUCUAUAGCAAGUACGGUGAAAAAAAUGAGACAGCAAAUAUACGGCUGUAUGAACCGGUUAAAUAACUAUGUUUUUUGCUAUCGUCUACUCCAUGUCUAUGUUAAAUAUGAAAUGGGUAUGAAUUGAAAAUAUUUCGAGGGCAUCCCUAGUAAAAAUAAACGAGGGCCGCCUUGUUUGUUAUCUACCGGUGGCUCUAGCCAGUGCCUCGAUUCAUUUUUACCAGGGAUGCUUUAAUCUAAGUAAAAGUACUAUGUAACUUGCAAACAAAUAUCAAUUAUGUCUAUGUCUAUCUCGCAUGAUGACCUAGAACUAUUCUUAGCUCACGUAGGCUCUUGCCUAAAAAUGCUUUAAUAAUGUACGCAUAUCAUCACCCAUUUUUAAUAUUAGGUUUAAACUUUAAAAUGUACUUGUUUUUGUAUUGUUAUCGAAUUAGGAAAAACCGAAACUCUUGCUAGUAUGUACUUUUUUCCUUAUAAAUGAUAACGUUUUGCACUUACCUACUCCAGAUCGGUCUUGACCCCAAAGUUUACGAGAGAGCAGAAGAUAAUUUUUGCUUCGGACAAAUAGGGUAAAGACGGCAAAAGUUGGCACGUCAAAAAAAAUACUAACUUUAAAAAAAUAUUUUGUGUUUUAAUUAUUUGAAAAACAGUUUGAGUUGAUAAAACUAUCUAGCUACACCAAUUUUGGACAUCGUCAAAAGGUGGCUCUUGCGAUGUCCAAAAUAUUUAACCUUCUCAUUAUUUUUAUAUCAUAUGGAACACCCCGAAUGUUAUGGACCCUACAAUAAAAUGGCGGUCUUAAUAUUUUGUAAAUAUGUUAAACAAAAGAAUCGGAUCAACUUUAGGUUCAGUGUCCAUAUUUGGUGAUUUUACCCUAAUGCCUACAUCGAUUGUCGUCGACUGACGUGUUCCAGGCAAAAAUUAACUAUAAAUAGGGAAUUUCAAAUAUACUGACAUUAAUUUCGGUUUUGAAGCUGUACAGUAACAAUGUUGCUUCUUCAAUUAUUUUAUUCCAUACUUUCGAUUUUAAAUUACAUGUAUUCAUGUUAUGAAAUAAUCAUUAAAUUAUGUAACUGCAUGACGAAAAUAAUGAAUUUUGUAAAUUACCUGAAGCAACAAAGACAGGGUAUCUGCAUCGAACCUCACCAAGAGCAUCAACGCCGAACCACCAUCUACUGCAUUCAUAAGUAAGUUCCCUAUCUUAGAUUGUCAAACCAUAAAGCGAUAUGUAUAUAUGGGCGGUAACGAUUUAAUAUUCCAUGGGAAAGGUUUCUAUAUCAUAUAGGAAUAGGUUUUUUUGACGUUUCGGUUGUAAAAAUUUCACCCAUACAAGUUGCGGUAGUCACUCUAAGGUUUAUGGCUUUCGUCCCCAUAAGAUAUUAAGAUAAUUCCCUUGAAAUUAUGGUAAUCGUCCCACCGUCAUAGUGGUAUUUGUUUCUGUAAUAGUGUGAAAAUCGUUACCAUAAUUUUAUAGUACUCCCGUUUUUCAACAUCAAUAUUUACAGGCCGAACUUUACAACAAAAACUUCUUACGCUUAUAAGCAACCCCCAUUAAAAAGUGCUCUCUUUAGUUUACGAUAGUGCCGAAAAUGCACUCGAAUAUAGAACAUGUAAACUAUAUGGUGAAUAUUUUCGUUUCAGCUCGCCAUGCAUUCAACUACCGGACAACGCAAGCUUAGAUGAAGGUUCGAGCUUAUCCUGUGAAAAAUCGCAGAAGUUAUUGGCAGUCGUGACCGUUUAACUAUUAUUGUACUUAGAAAUAACAAAUUACCAAAUCAAUACGAUCUGCUAGUUAUGCCAAUUAAUCUCAUAGAAUAUGCAUUUAUAUUUAUUUUUUUAUAUCUAGUAUGUAUUUGAGGUUUUAAGACAACUUUUACAAGAUAUAUGUAAUAAACUUAUCAUUUAAUUAACUUUCCGUUUUAUUUAAAUCUAGAUAGACUGCAGUCCAACAUGUAUCCAACGAAAUAAGUGUCAUCUUCCUAUUUUAAAAUCGUUUUCCAAUAGCUAGAUCACUUUCAAUCUCAAUACCAUAGGCAGUGUACAAUUUCUGUAGAAUCUGUUAAACUUUUGUCUCUAACUGCCUUUUCCUAUUAUCUGCCUUUUACGACGGAGGAGAAAGAGCUUGUCUUUCCAUUAAUAUCUACCGGUUUAUUUCCUACUUUUUCCUAACUUCCUACCUACUUUUGCUGCUAGGGCCGUCUUACUACACUGUACUGCAUAUGCUUAAGUUAAGUAUGCAAACAAGUCUACCACAAUGACAAGGAAAACUCUAGAAGACCUGGUCGAGUACAGGCGGCCUCUCUGUAGCAACUUGCCGAAGCAGGGACAUAAUAAAAAAAGUCCUGUCCUCGCCGGGGCCUGAACCCAUGUACCCUGCGCCUAAGGUC